AUGGAUCCCCUGGUUGCCACCUUGAUACAAGCUGUUGUCGGGCUAGUUCAGACUCAGCAACAGAGUUUACAGAAUCCAGCUCCUAGUGCCGCAGAAUCAAGUUCCAGAGUUCGAGAGAGGAGCAUCAAUGAAUUUAAGAAGUCUGCUCCUCCACCUUUUUCGGGCGCUACAAAUCCGGACGAAGCAGAAAAUUGGAUCAAAGAGAUGGAGAAGGCAUUUUCGGCCAUGCAGUGCACCGAUGAGGAGAAAGAUUUUCGAUCGUCAUUUUAUGCAAAGUACUUCCCAAGGAGCAAGCUUCGCCAGCUUGAAAGACAAUUUCUAGAUUUGAAGCAGGGUUCGAUGUCUGUGGAGGAGUACGAGGCCGAGUUUGACCGACUAUCCCACUUCGCCCCAAAACUAGUAAAUGAUGAUGAGUCACGAGCUAAGAGAUUUGAGGAAGGAUUGAAUGGACAUAUUCGCACUGGUCUCGCACCGCUACACCUUGAGGCAUAUGAUGAUGUCGUUUCCAGAGCGAAAUCUUUGGAUUCAGUAUGGAGGCAGACUCGAGAGGAGCGAAAGACAAAUCAGAAGAAGAGGAAUAAAGAUUCUUUCAGAGAAGGAGAUCGAAAUUCAAGAGAAUCUGAUAGAUCUAAUGACUCAGAGAGGUUGCGUAAUACGCCAACUCGUGGUGGACAACCAAAUCGAGAUCAGAAGCUGAAAUGUUCAGUUUGUGGUGGAUGGCAUAAGGAUUCGGACUGCAGGCACGUCACUGGUGGUUGUUUUAGAUGUGGAGAUUUGAACCAUCGGAUAGCUCAGUGUCUUCUACUUAGUAUUGAUGCUAGUAAUAGAUCGAAGCCUCAAGAGAAAUCUUCUGCUCCAGCCGGUCGUGAUCAUAUCCCUCCUACCGAUCAGUCCAGAGGUGGAAGACCUCGGACGCAAGGUCAUGUUCAGGCUCUUUCCCAGCAGGAUGUUCAGGCAUCUAAUGCUGUAGUCCCUGGUAUUCUUUCCAUGGCUUCUGUUUUUGGCUCGUGUUCUAUUUGA
This is a messenger RNA of Ananas comosus (pineapple), 1020 nucleotides long. RefSeq lists its product as uncharacterized. The transcript has 2 exons. Lineage: Eukaryota; Viridiplantae; Streptophyta; Magnoliopsida; Poales; Bromeliaceae. The record is from RefSeq and is a predicted model, not a curated record. Bases 1 to 1020 code for a protein of 339 amino acids.